AGGUCACACGCUGUAGUUCGGGUUGAUUUAGUCGUGAAACUUGAUCGGACUUUUGGCUUGCUUUAGCAGCCCGGUUGUUGGAGUUUGAUUAUUACUGAGAAAUUGGUACUGCUGCUCAGUACCCAACACAACGCAGUGAGUUGUUUCGUGAUGGAGAUGACAUUCGUAUAAAAAAAAAAAAAGUGACGAGAAGAAAGUUGUCAUUACCUUCGUACUAAAAUACGUCGUAUUUAGAAAAUACGUCAUAUAAAAUGUAAUAAUCUGUAAAACGAUUACGUUAAACCAUGAAACACUAAACGAUUGAACCAUGUAGGUAUUUAUGCCAUAUUGUACUCAAUAUCCAUGUGGCACUUCUAUUCUUCGGUGGACACCACACGCCUUGGCAAAUUGAAUGACUUUAUGAUCACUGUAGCUGCUUCCUACGAGCUGUUCACUGGAUGUAAGACAUGCCUGUGAAGGUGAAGAACACUAUCUCAAAAGGUUCAAUAAUAAUGCACUCAACUGACCCCAUCCUUUUCCAGAAUUCGGACACAAAGGAGCCAGCACCACAGCCACUGAGAAAUCUCGAUAAAGACCAGGUGGUAUCAAUGUCUGGGUCAAGGAGAUCACAUAGUGCUAGAAACAAAAUCCCCUGGGUGUCUGACUGUGUGUUGAAAAGAAAGGAUGCAGUGGACUGGCUGUCACGCAACCCCUUCACACGUAUGCAGGCAAAAUUGCAUGCUGAAAAUCAUGAAGCACAAUUGCUUGCACAGUCUGUUUUGGACACAGAAAAUGGGUUUGUUAAGGAGCUGGAUAAUUAUUUGAACUACAGAGAUGUCCUUGAGUUGCGUAAAAAAGAACUUCUUCACAAGAAAUGGAAAGAAUGUGUCUCUGAGCCAAUUCAGAAACAAAUUAAAGAGCACAUAAACAAAUACUGCUAUCAAGAAGCAGAGCAGAUGAGAAGCAUGUUUUUGCAAUAUUUGGAUUACUGUAAUACCAAGGGUUUUGUGUUUUUAAAAGACUACGAUCCACGUGAAUAUAAUCCCUUUCUUCUACACAUAAACAGACCGCAUUAUUUUAAGGUUUCAACUCCAAUUUUAGAAGAUCCUCUUUUGAUUCAACAUCAGGAUCGAAUGAAGGAGAAGGGAAUUGUCCUUCAAUGUCAAACAGGUCCCUUUUAAAAAAAUGGACAGAAAGAAGGCCCGUAGAACUGCAAAUAAAGUAGAAGACAACUACAAGUGCACUUAUGCAUGGUACAAUGCCCCAUGAAGAGGAUAUCAUGCAACAGGAAGAAACAAGAAGCACAAGAAUAUCAGUUUUUCAGAAUAUUCUGCCUAUGUUCUUAUCACAUCUCUUCAUCACCAAUCUUCAUAUUCUUUUCAGGACUUCCUACAACUAUUCAACUUGGAAGUGAUAGUAACCUUAUUUGCUUCUUCAAGUGCACUGUCCAGCUAAAUGUAUGCAUGGCCAUACUGCAGUUUUAGUAUUAAACCUUUUAAUAAAAAUGUGACGUAGCACAAAACAAAACUCUUAGGGUGACAUUUUUGCUAACAGAUGAAAUUUCAUAUUUUUCCUAUUGCUAAAUUUGCCAUUGACCUCUUUAGACUUCUGAACUAAGUGGCAUGAUGCUUUCAUACAGUGUUGCCCUAUGUCAGUAUCUUUCAAGCAUGGAAGUUUUAAAGUGACAUUAAGACUACUCUAACAUAAAGUGUCUGUCCUUGAUCACAGGCAUCUGUGCAACUACUUAAGCUGAGCUU
Messenger RNA from Lepisosteus oculatus (spotted gar), 1736 nucleotides. NCBI's taxonomy places the organism in Eukaryota, Metazoa, Chordata, Actinopteri, Semionotiformes, Lepisosteidae. The record is from RefSeq and is a predicted model, not a curated record.